GGUUGUCUGAUAUUUGUGUCAAAAUAAUUCUUCCAUUGAGAAAACUUUUGUAACCAAGAACUAUGACAGCUGCAGAGAACGUGUGUUACACCUUAAUCAAUGUUCCGAUGGAUUCAGAACCACCUUCUGAAAUCAGCUUAAAAAAUGACCUAGAAAAAGGAGAUGUCAAGUUGAAGACAGAGGCCUUGAAGAAAGUAAUCAUUAUGAUUCUGAAUGGUGAAAAACUACCUGGGCUUUUGAUGACCAUUAUACGUUUUGUAUUGCCUCUCCAAGAUCAUACCAUCAAAAAACUGCUGCUUGUCUUUUGGGAGAUAGUGCCAAAGACCACUCCAGAUGGCAGGCUCUUGCAAGAAAUGAUCCUUGUAUGCGAUGCAUACAGAAAGGAUCUUCAGCACCCAAAUGAAUUUAUCCGAGGCUCUACUCUCCGUUUUCUUUGUAAGCUGAAAGAAGCAGAACUGUUGGAGCCUUUGAUGCCAGCCAUUCGUGCAUGUCUAGAACAUCGUCACAGCUAUGUGCGCAGAAAUGCCGUUCUUGCAAUUUACACAAUUUAUAGAAAUUUUGAACAUCUUAUACCUGAUGCUCCUGAAUUGAUCCAUGAUUUCUUGGUGAAUGAGAAAGAUGCAAGCUGCAAAAGAAACGCAUUUAUGAUGCUAAUUCAUGCAGAUCAGGAUCGAGCUUUGGAUUAUUUGAGUACCUGUAUUGACCAAGUCCAGACAUUUGGUGACAUACUGCAGUUGGUUAUUGUUGAACUAAUUUAUAAGGUCUGUCACGCGAAUCCAUCAGAGAGAGCUCGGUUUAUUCGCUGCAUCUACAACUUACUGCAGUCAUCGAGUCCUGCAGUGAAGUAUGAAGCUGCAGGUACUCUAGUUACACUCUCCAGUGCACCAACAGCAAUCAAGGCAGCUGCCCAAUGCUACAUAGAUUUGAUUAUUAAAGAAAGUGAUAAUAAUGUGAAACUGAUUGUUUUGGAUCGGUUGAUUGAAUUAAAGGAGCAUCCCUCCCAUGAACGAGUGUUACAGGACCUAGUUAUGGACAUCCUCAGAGUGUUGAGUACCCCAGAUCUAGAAGUGCGUAAAAAAACCCUUCAACUGGCUCUGGAUCUCGUCUCUUCAAGAAAUGUGGAGGAGCUUGUGAUUGUUCUGAAGAAGGAAGUGAUUAAAACUAAUAAUGUUACAGAGCAUGAAGAUACAGACAAGUAUAGACAGCUGCUUGUUCGUACAUUGCAUUCCUGUAGUGUUCGGUUUCCAGAUAUGGCUGCAAAUGUUAUCCCAGUGCUGAUGGAGUUCCUUAGUGAUAAUAAUGAAGCGGCAGCUGCUGAUGUCUUGGAGUUUGUGCGGGAAGCGAUCCAGCGAUUUGAUAACCUCAGACCUCUUAUUGUUGAGAAGAUGCUUGAAGUCUUUCACGCUAUUAAAUCUGUCAAGAUUUAUCGAGGAGCUUUAUGGAUCCUUGGAGAAUAUUGCAGCACAAAAGAAGAUAUACAAAGUGUAAUGACAGAAGUUCGCAGAUCACUUGGAGAGAUCCCAAUAGUAGAAUCGGAAAUCAAGAAAGAAGCUGGUGAGCUAAAACCUGAAGAAGAGGUGUCUGUGGGUCCAGCCCAAAAACUGGUGACAGAGAUGGGCACUUACGCAACACAGAGUGCUCUCAGUAGUUCCCGACCUGCCAAAAAGGAAGAAGACAGACCUCCGUUACGAGGAUUCCUGCUUGAUGGUGACUUCUUUGUUGCAGCUUCUCUUGCUACAACUUUAACUAAGAUUGCUUUACGAUAUGUGUCGCUCGUUCAGGAAAAGAAGAAGCAAAAUUCCUUUAUUGCUGAAGCUAUGCUGCUGAUGGCCACUAUUCUCCAUUUGGGAAAGUCCUCUCUUCCCAAGAAGCCGAUUACAGAUGACGACGUGGAUCGUAUUUCCUUAUGUCUGAAAGUUUUGUCAGAAUGUUCUCCUCUCAUGAAUGAUAUUUUCAACAAAGAAUGCAGGCAGUCCCUCUCUCAUAUGCUGUCAGCCAAGCUAGAAGAGGAGAAACUUUCCCAGAAGAAAGAAUCUGAGAAGAGGAAUGUGACUGUUCAGGCAGACGAUCCCAUUUCCUUCAUGCAGCUUACUGCUAAAAAUGAAAUGAGCUCAAAAGAAGACCAGUUUCAGCUUAGCCUUCUUGCAGCAAUGGGAAACACACAGAGGAAAGAGGCUGCUGAUCCCCUUGCAUCCAAACUUAAUAAGGUUACUCAACUGACAGGUUUCUCAGACCCCGUCUAUGCAGAAGCGUAUGUCCAUGUCAAUCAGUAUGACAUUGUGCUGGAUGUGCUUGUGGUCAACCAGACCAGUGAUACUCUGCAGAACUGCACAUUAGAACUAGCUACGCUAG
Messenger RNA from Fulmarus glacialis (Northern fulmar), 2352 nucleotides. It is a transcript of the gene COPB1, whose product is annotated as coatomer protein complex, subunit beta 1. The transcript has 16 exons. Gene Ontology annotation, molecular function: structural molecule activity. Gene Ontology annotation, cellular component: COPI vesicle coat; cytoplasm. The annotation marks the transcript as partial. Lineage: Eukaryota; Metazoa; Chordata; Aves; Procellariiformes; Procellariidae. Gene Ontology annotation, biological process: intra-Golgi vesicle-mediated transport; endoplasmic reticulum to Golgi vesicle-mediated transport; intracellular protein transport. The record is from RefSeq and is a predicted model, not a curated record.